Messenger RNA from Mauremys mutica (yellowpond turtle), 2494 nucleotides. RefSeq names its product SET domain containing 7, histone lysine methyltransferase (gene SETD7). Gene Ontology annotation, cellular component: chromosome. The transcript is spliced from 8 exons. Gene Ontology annotation, biological process: regulation of DNA-templated transcription. Bases 109 to 1209 code for a protein of 366 amino acids. Lineage: Eukaryota; Metazoa; Chordata; Testudines; Geoemydidae. Gene Ontology annotation, molecular function: protein binding; histone H3K4 monomethyltransferase activity. The record is from RefSeq and is a predicted model, not a curated record.
UAGACGCCGCGGCCGGGGUGCGCGGAGCCGCUCGCUCCGGGCUCUAGGGGGAGACAGGGCGAGCCGCCCGCUCGCCCGCCGCGGGGAGAGCGCGGACACCCCCCGGCCAUGGACAGCGAUGAGGACACGCUGGAGGAGACCGUGGAAGGGCUUCUGGAUGAUGAUGGGUUGCCACAUGGGUUCUGUACAGUCACCUAUUCAUCCACAGACAGAUUUGAGGGAAACUUCGUGCAUGGAGAAAAGAACGGCCGUGGCAAGUUCUUCUUUUUUGAUGGAAGCACGCUGGAAGGGUAUUAUGUCGAUGAUGCUCUCCAAGGCCAGGGACUCUACACAUACGAGGAUGGAGGGGUUCUUCAUGGCACACAUGUGGAUGGAGAACUUAAUGGACCUGCCCAGGAAUAUGACAUUGAUGGACGACUGAUAUUCAAAGGGCAGUACAAAGAUAAUAUUCGACAUAGCGUGUGUUGGAUAUAUUACCCGGAUGGAGGCAGCCUUGUAGGAGAAGUGAAUGAAGAAGGGGAGAUGACAGGGGAAAAAAUAGCCUAUGUGUAUCCUGAUGAGAAGACCGCAUAUUAUGGAAGGUUCAUAGAUGGAGAAAUGAUAGAAGCAAAACUGGCAACUCUUACAUCUGUAGAGGAGGGAAAGCCACACUUUGAACUGGUACCAGGCAGCCCAGUAUACAGUUUUGAUAAAUCUACUUCAUCUUGCAUUUCUACAAAUGCACUUCUUCCUGAUCCUUACGAGUCAGAGAGGGUAUAUGUUGAUGCAUCUCUCAUUUCCAAUGCUGGCGAAGGAUUAUUUUCUAAAAUAGCAGCAGGAUCGCGCACGGUUAUGUCCUUUUACAAUGGAGUGCGAAUUACACACCAGGAGGUGGACAGCAGAGACUGGGCCCUCAAUGAAAACACAAUAGCCCUGGAUGAUGAAACAGUCAUAGAUGUGCCGGAGCCUUACAACCAUGCCACCAAGUAUUGUGCCUCGCUGGGGCAUAAGGCCAACCACUCCUUCACUCCUAAUUGCAUCUAUGACCCGUUUGUUCAUCCUCGUUUUGGGCCAGUCAAGUGUAUACGCACCAUCAGGGCUGUGGAGAAGGAUGAAGAACUAACAGUGGCUUAUGGAUAUGAUCACAAUCCCAUCGGGCAGAAUGGGCCAGAAGCACCAGAAUGGUACCAGGUGGAACUGAAAGCCUUCCAGGCUGCCCAGCAGAAGUGAAAUGCAGGCAAAUGCUCAGUUCAGCAAACUGAAAUGGAAACUUUGAUCUAUGCACUACCUUUAUACUAAAAACUGGACAACCAGGGAUUUGUUCAUGCUGUUGCAUCAUAACCUUUCAUUCAGUGUUAGAAAUAAGUUUCUUGCAUACUAACUAGGUUUGACUGCGUUAUUCAUAGCAGAUUUAAAAUUAGCUAGUGUUGCACCAGUCUUAUCUGAAAGAAUUAUUAAAUAUUCUAUACAAGGCAGAGUGAUAUUUUUAGUAGCUUUUAUCUAAUUCUGCACCAUAUGCAAAGAUGCCAAAAGAUUACACAGAAAAUGAAAAGAUCAUUCACUUUUAAUCAGCAGACUUCAGUGUUACUAUUUCUACGGCCUAGGCAUUACUGUGCAGCUGUAUUUUACAUACAUACCAUUUGUGAUGAUAAUAUUUUGAUAUUCUCUAAUAGUAGUGUAAUUUGCCUUUUUAAACCUUUGAUCUUAAUCUUGCAAUAGAGCAGUUUAUUUAUUGGUGUAUAGGAGGCUGGGUUUUUAAUUCCUUCGUCCUCUUAUCUGAGCGUUGUUCUUUCUACAAAUCCUCUCUUGCAGGAGAAAACCUUUCUAACAAGUGAAAAAGGUUUGUGUACUUGAGAGAGAGUGCCGUGUAUAGAUCUUUGUGGCAUUUUAUAUAAAUAGUUUUAGUGAUGUUCAUGUCCAAAACAAAAACUUGUUUGGCCUUUGGGGCUGGGAUACACUGUUUAAUUAUGAUUAUCGCACAUGAAUUAACAUGUAUUUGCAUGAAGAUGUUCAUAGAGGAGAAAGUGGAGUUUAACUUUAUUAUUUUUAAGAUUGACAUUGAGGAACGGGUGCUGGAAUUGUUUGUUUUGUAUAGUGAGGGUGCUGAGAGCCAUCGAACCAAACUAAACCAUCUAUAUGACGGAAACCACUUCAAGCCAGGGGGUGCAGGAGACCCCCAGCACCCUUACUUCCAGCACCUAUGUUCGGGGGGAGCGUUGGAUGGUGUCUGGGGGAUUUCUUUCUGUCUCACUUACCAGAGCUACUAAUUCUUAAGGCUGAAUUCUGCCUUUGAAAGCAUAUUUCUCUUUUGAAGUCAGUAAAAGUGUAUGCAACCGCAGGCAGAAGGUAGUCCUGAAUUAGUAUAGAGCAGGGGUGGGCAAACUUUUUGGCCUGAGGGCCGCAUCGGGUUUCAGAAAUUGUAUGGAGGGCCAGUUAGGGGAGGCUGUGCCUCCCCAAACAGCCAGGCGUGGCCCGGCCCCUGCCCCUUAUCUGACCCUGCCCCUGCUUCUUGUCC